AUGAGCUUCCAGGCCCUCAAACUGGUGGAGCUGGCAAGGCAGAGUCUGCUGAGUGAUGAGGCCGUGGCCAUCUCUGCUCUUCAGUACCUUCCAGAGGAGCUGAUCCCUCCUUUGUUUAUGGAGGCCUUCACUGGCAGGCACCUGAAAGUCCUGAGGGAGAUGGUGGCAGCCUGGCCCUACCCCUGCCUCCCUGUGGGGGCCCUGAUGGAGACACCUCACCUGGAGACCUUGAAGGCUGUGUUGGAUGGAGUAGAUAAGCUGUUGACACACAAGGUUCACCCAAGGAGCCGGAAACUUCAAGUACUUGAUUUGCGGACUGUGCAGCACAGCUUCUGGAACACGCGGGCUGGAAGGGAGGAUGCUGGCUCCUCAGCACAGGCUGUGAGUGACAAGCAAAUCGUGAAGGACCUUCCUAGAUAUGCUCUGCGGAGGCGUUUCAAGGUGUUGGCUGACCUUUCCCUCAGGUUCUCUGCCAAUGAAUACCAAACAUACUUGUUGCAGUGGGCAGAGCAGAGAAAACAUUUCCUACAGCUGUGCUGUUCUAAGAUGCAAAUUGUUGCAUUUCCUGUGGACAGUAUCAGAAAUGUCUUGAAAAUUUUCCAGCCCCAAUACAUAGAGGAGUUGGAACUGUAUUCAGGGUGGAACCUUCCCACUUUGGCAUGGUUUUCACCAUACAUGGGCCAGAUGAGGAAUCUUCACAAACUCUUCCUUGCAUCGAUCCAGAAGAUUAAGGUUGAAAAUAUUUCCACAGACUUAGAGAAGUGUGUCACCAGGUUCAUUUCUCAGUUCUCAAAAUUUAACAGUCUCCAGCAUCUCUACAUGAACGGAAUAUACUUCCUCAGUCACCGCAUGAAACAGUUGUUCAGGUGCCUGAAAUCCCCCUUGGAGACCCUUUCCAUGACUGACUGCGUUCUUUCACAGUGUGACUUGAAUUCCCUGUGUCAGUAUCAGAGUCUCUGUCAGCUCAAGCACCUGAAUGUGAGUAGUGUUGAAUUAUUUGAUUUACACCUUACAGAUCUGCGAGUUUUUCUAGAGAGUGUUAUAGAAACCCUGCAGACCCUGGAAUUGGAGCACUGCGGGAUGAGAGACUCUCAGCUCAGUGCCCUCCUGCCUGCCCUCAGCCAAUGCUCCCAGCUCACCAAGGUCAAUUUCUAUGACAAUGACAUCUCCAUGCCCAUGCUGAAAGAUCUUUUCCACCACACAGCCAACCUAAGCCAGUUGACGCUGGAGCUGUACCCUGCCCCUCUGGAGUGCUUUGAUGACAUGGGUGUUGUCCUCCCAGAGAGGUUUUCGCUAGUUUGUUCCCAGCUCAUGGAUGCACUGAGAGCUGUAAGGCAGCCCAAGAAGGUCUCCUUUGCUACGUAUUUCUGCCAUGAGUGUUGUUCACGCUCUAUCUACGACCUCGAGACCAGCCUCUGUCCUUGUUGGCAGUAA
This is a messenger RNA of Nannospalax galili (Upper Galilee mountains blind mole rat), 1434 nucleotides long. RefSeq names its product PRAME family member 8-like. The transcript is spliced from 3 exons. The coding region runs from base 1 to 1434 and encodes 477 amino acids. Gene Ontology annotation, biological process: negative regulation of DNA-templated transcription; positive regulation of cell population proliferation; negative regulation of cell differentiation. The record is from RefSeq and is a predicted model, not a curated record. Gene Ontology annotation, cellular component: cytoplasm. NCBI's taxonomy places the organism in Eukaryota, Metazoa, Chordata, Mammalia, Rodentia, Spalacidae.